AUGGGAUUGUUGAAGUUCAUGAACUAUGAAGAAACAAACAUAAGAGCUUUUCAAAUAGAUGGAUUGGAAGUCAUACUACUAACAAUUGUUCAUGAUGAUGAUGAAUUGAAUAAUCUAAAAGACCUUGAGAUUUAUUAUGAAGAAGUAGAUAUGCCAAUUGAUAACAUGGCUUAUGAAGAAGUUGAAGAAGAUGACGAAGAAGUUGAAGAAGAUGAUGAUGAAGCUGAACAUACAAAAGAUGGUAAAGAUGAUGAAGAAGAUUUUUACAUGGAAGAUGAUAAUGGUGGUAGUGGUGGUGAUGGUAGUGAAAAUGAUGAUGACAAUGAUGAAGAUACAUAA
Prosopis cineraria is the source of this 339-nucleotide messenger RNA. RefSeq lists its product as uncharacterized. NCBI's taxonomy places the organism in Eukaryota, Viridiplantae, Streptophyta, Magnoliopsida, Fabales, Fabaceae. The transcript is spliced from 2 exons. The coding region runs from base 1 to 339 and encodes 112 amino acids. The record is from RefSeq and is a predicted model, not a curated record.